Messenger RNA from Cryptomeria japonica (Japanese cedar), 826 nucleotides. RefSeq lists its product as uncharacterized. The record is from RefSeq and is a predicted model, not a curated record. The coding region runs from base 235 to 645 and encodes 136 amino acids. The transcript is spliced from 2 exons. NCBI's taxonomy places the organism in Eukaryota, Viridiplantae, Streptophyta, Pinopsida, Cupressales, Cupressaceae.
GCAGGCUCUGCAACAGGUCGAUGCGAGGAUCGCAGUCAAUGGCAUUUUCAACGGCAUUAGAGAUAGGAUCAUAGACAGUGGCGGGUACAAUGGCAUUAGAAUUAGGAUCACAGACAAUGGCAGCUACACCCACAACGAAAAGUGAUUUUUGACAGGGACAAAAAUAGCUAGUUUGGGCAUUGGCAAAGGAGAUCUAAGAAUGUUCUCCACAGAGGUAGUGGCAAGGGUCAGAUCAUGUGGAGGCAGGGAAAAAAGGGCAUGUGGAAGCAACUGAUAUUUGAUAUUUUUGGAGAAGAUUCCUCGCCCAAAGGAUCUCUCGCUUUUCCAAACAAUAUUUCAAUCAAAGGAGGUUUCUUCAAUACAAAGAUGACAUCUAGGGCAGAGGUCGAGGUGUCAUGGAGGAAUGGAGAAGUUAAGCGACCGAAGGCUCCGGGAACAUUGCCGAGAGAUGCCAACGUUGCGGGGAGGACGAUUGAUCGGCAGAGGAUUUCUUUCCCGGAAGACAUUCUCAACUCCCAGAUUGACGACCUUCUGAAUCGUGCCCUAAUAGGCCAGUUUGCCAAUCUUGAAGAACAGGCUAAGAAUGUUAAAGAAGAAACGGCUAUGCAAAGAAUAUUAAGUCGUCUUUUGAAAAAUUUGUUUUAGUAGGUAUUACAUGUUAAGCAAAGAAAACAAGAUUAGUUCAAAUGCAAUAUAAACACUGGAUAAAUGUCCUAGACCCAAUUUUCAACAAACUUGAUAAAAUAUUCCACUUAAACUCAUAUAGACAUUUCUGUCAAACAGUUUGCAUUGAUGAAGUAAUUCCUAGACACUUUAAUAAAUUGUU